CGGCUGUCAGUACGGCGGGGAAACGAGGAGAGGCCGCGCAUGCGCAGAAACCAUCGGGUUAAAAAAGAAAAAAAGGAAAAGAGAUUCACUCCAAGCGUCACGGACCGGUGCAGCAGCCGUGCGUUCACAUCACACACACACACACACAGGCACCACACAGACAGACAGAGAGCGAGACACACACACACACACACACACACACAGAGAGAGGGGGAGAGACUGGUACUGAAAAAGUGGAGCAGCAUAACCACCCUUUUCCAUCCUGCAGCCGAAGCAGCAUCAUCGUCCACCACCGACCAACAGCCAACUCAAGGGGGAACAUCAGAAACAAGUGUGAGCUUAGACCAGACUGUCCUCCGGUGUCCACAGUCCCCCCUUCCUCCUCCUCCUCCUCCUCCUCGUCCUGCUCCUCCUCAACAAAAUGUCCGUGGGCAGUGACUUUGGGAAUCCUUUAAGAAAAUUCAAACUCGUCUUUCUGGGGGAACAGAGCGUUGGGAAGACGUCUCUGAUCACACGGUUCAUGUAUGACAGCUUUGACAACACAUAUCAGGCCACAAUUGGAAUUGACUUCCUAUCAAAAACCAUGUACUUGGAAGAUCGAACGCUUUCCCUCUCUGAACCCCAGGUGAGGUUGCAGCUGUGGGACACGGCUGGACAAGAGCGCUUCAGGAGCCUCAUUCCCAGCUACAUACGGGACUCCACUGUGGCUGUGGUGGUCUACGACAUUACAAACGUUAACUCCUUCCAGCAGACGUCAAAAUGGAUCGACGACGUCAGGACAGAGAGGGGAAGUGAUGUCAUCAUUAUGCUUGUCGGCAAUAAAACAGAUCUGGCAGAUAAGAGGCAAAUCACAAUUGAGGAAGGCGAACAGAGGGCCAAAGAGCUGAGUGUCAUGUUCAUAGAGACGAGUGCCAAGACGGGAUACAACGUCAAACAGCUGUUUCGUCGCGUGGCUGCUGCUCUUCCAGGGAUGGAAAGUAUGCAAGAAACAAGCAAAGAAGGGAUGAUCGACAUCAAACUGGACAAACCGCAGGAGCCGCAGACGACUGAAGGAGGCUGUUCCUGUUAAUGUCCUCGUUCCUGAACAACAGCAUCAUUGACACCACGCGCUUGUUCCGUUGCUUCCUGUUGGUUAACCUGCCGUUGACUCUGCACGUUUAGAAUCCUGCCUCCUCACCCGACAACUGGUCACCACGGGGAAUUAGCAAUAUGUGAAUUUAGUUUAAAAAAAAAAAAAAAUCCACCUUUGUUGAUGAAACGUGAGACGUGUCAUGUGGUAAAGAUGAUGUUGCAUCUCAUGUGUUUACAGUAGGAACGUGUGUUUCCCCCACUUUCUGUUUUUAUAUUUGUUUGCAUAUUCAGGGAAAAUCUCUGGAAAAGUGUCAUUUGUGUUGCUGUUUUUUUGUUAAUGAGCCAGAAAGAACAGAUUUUAGUUGUAUUCUAUAUGGAUGUCACUGCUGUCACAGGCAAAGAUGGAGGCCCAACGUUAACCACACCAGUCUGUCACUCCGUCCCUUUGAUUUCAUGCCAACGCACAAACACCUGCAGUCUCAUUCACUGAAACGUGUCCGCCAAUCACAGCCUCGUUAACCCCAGCGUGAGCCGUAAUUAUUGAUAGGACAAACUGAAGAGUAGCUAAUGCAUGCGUAGUUCUUCAGCAUAGAUACCAGUGACUGCAAGUGUACACACACACACACACACACACACACACGUAACAUGUAAAUGACACCACUGACUUCAUGCACUCUUAAGCGUUUGUUUAUGACAACGGAUUGAGACUUAUGAGACUUGUACAGUUGACUUGGGGCGUGUAUGUAUGUGUGUGUGUGUAUAGGCAACAUUAGAAUGCAGAUACUGUAUAUAGACGUCCACUGCCAGGUCGUGUCGUGUCAUUCCUGCCCCACCGCGUGUCCGCGGGUCACCGUUCGUUCGCCGGAUGUCGCACACAGACGCACGCUCACAGUAGUACGAUAUCUUUGGUUGUAGUGAUUAUGGUAAGCGUGCAGAUGAGAGUCACAGAGGAACCACAGCCUGUGUAUAAAAAAUGGACUAAGCAGUCGCAGUUUGCCACCAGGGGGCGACUCUGCUGGUUGCAAAAACGAACCCUGUUAGAAUGUCUGAGGGGAAAUGAGCUUGGACUUCUCACUUGGUCAAACAUUUUGUGAAGUUAAAUGUUUUAAUCGUUAGUUAAAGAUCUCCCUCAAUCGAACAGGAUGUCGAUUUUGUAAAUCGUGUUCACAUUUUGAGCAAAAUGGACGAUAAAUCACGGCACAUGUGAGUGGACGCCAGUGUGAUUGACAGCUGGUGUCGUCCAGUAGGAGCCUGGUGUUGUGGUGCUGGUCAAACUGCAACGUUGAUCAUUUUUAUACACAGAUUAUGUGAGGAGUGAGGAGCAGGAACACGAUCUAAACGUCGUCAACACAAACCAGUCGCCUGAUCAGAUGUUGCCGCUGUACAUUUUUGCAAACCACAGAUGUUCCUUUAAACCUAAAUCAUGUCACUGAUUUACAUAAUCUACAUGUGUAUGUCAACUUGUUUGUUAAGUGGACACUGAGAAUCGAAUCGAGUCAGUGUUCCUCACGUAGCCCAAAUUCACAAAAUCACAGUUUGUCUCGCUGGACUUUAGAGUCUGUACAUGAGGCAACGUCUUCUGUGCCGAGACCCAAGGUUUGAGUAAGAAACACCUCCCAGAGAAUAUUAUUACAAAAUAUUAAUACAUUAUUUCCCCUUUGAUAAGGGGAAAUAAUGUAAGAAAUGUCAGAAAGAGUUAAAGAAGAGACAUCACAGGUGUGUAAUAGAGCAGAGAAACACAAAUAAAAACUGCACUGUCCCCCAAUUCAGACAAUAAUUACAGUAUGCAAGUAGUUGUAUCACAGUGAUACACAUACAAUUAUACUAGUGGUGUAGAACAGGUGUGAGUAGGCAGUAAGAGUCUGCAGAUGAUAACCAGGACUUAAAAAAUUACGUCCCUAAGUCUGAAAUGAGCGUGACAAAAAACACUGGGUAGAUUUAAGAAAAGACAAUGUUUUUCAUUAGAUUGUCAAUAUUCUCUCCAUUAAAAAACACAGUGAAAUUUCAUUUUGCAACAAAUCUCACAUUUGCACAACCAAAAAACUUGAUUGAAACAUUGUGUUCUGAGCUGAAUGUUUCCCACAGUUUGCAUCAACGUAAAAGAAAAAGCAACAGAAUUUUCUGGCAAAAACGUGUGUGCGUGGAACCACUGUCAUUUCCGUCAGAAGACUCAUUUGCACAUGUAGAUAUUUGAGGUGAAUAUAAAGUUGUGAAGAAGCUUCAUCAUAAGUCCCUGUACAGUCACUUCAUUUAGGAGCUGCCUGAUUGUCAUAGAAUGUCACAUGACAUCGUCUUUUGCUGCUUGUGUUUAAACUGACUAUUGAUGAUGUCAUGUUUGUUUGUUUUCUUACCAACGCCUGAUUGAGAAACACUACAUUGAUCUGACUCAUGAAAUGUUCCUGCACUUUUGUAUGUUUUAGAGUUAGUGUGACGGUGUAAGUCUUAGAAACAUGGUUAAAAAUCAUCAUAAUUAUUAUAAUAAUAAUAAUAAUAAUAAUCCAGAACCUUUGAGGUACUGUGUCGUAGAGUAGAAUAAAACAGUCAUGAGUUGUUCACACAUGUACAGAAACGCACUCUUUGAUCCGUCCUCUCACUUAAUGAGUCAAAUAAUAAUAAAAGAUUUGACUUGAACUCACUCCUUCAUGGUUUCAUGCGACUGAAACAGGAAGUUACUGCUGUCGUUACUGACCUCACAGAAAAAGACUCACUGGUUGUUAUUUAUUUUUAAUUGUGGACAAAAUGAUUGAUCAGUAGCUGUAGACGUCGCUCUCUAAUGACAUUCCCUUAAAGAAAUGGACCAAGUUCAGGAGGAGGAGGAGGAGGAGGAGGAGGUCUGCAUUUGAGAACGGAGGCCAUGGCUUUUUCCUGAUGGUGUGUGUGUGUGUGUGUGUGUUCUGUCACAGCUCUGUGCCGCAGAACUGACACUCCAUUUACCCUGUACAGAGAUCCAGCAUGUCUCUCCUUAAACGAUUAAUAAAGAUGUCUUAUUACCAAACA
Solea senegalensis (Senegalese sole) is the source of this 4068-nucleotide messenger RNA. RefSeq names its product RAB6B, member RAS oncogene family a (gene rab6ba). Lineage: Eukaryota; Metazoa; Chordata; Actinopteri; Pleuronectiformes; Soleidae. The record is from RefSeq and is a predicted model, not a curated record. The coding region runs from base 422 to 1069 and encodes 215 amino acids. Gene Ontology annotation, molecular function: GTP binding; GTPase activity. The transcript has 8 exons.